Sarcophilus harrisii (Tasmanian devil) is the source of this 5616-nucleotide messenger RNA. RefSeq names its product solute carrier family 5 member 11 (gene SLC5A11). The record is from RefSeq and is a predicted model, not a curated record. Lineage: Eukaryota; Metazoa; Chordata; Mammalia; Dasyuromorphia; Dasyuridae. Gene Ontology annotation, biological process: transmembrane transport. Gene Ontology annotation, cellular component: plasma membrane. Bases 1594 to 3615 code for a protein of 673 amino acids. Gene Ontology annotation, molecular function: D-glucose:sodium symporter activity. The transcript is spliced from 16 exons.
UCCCACUGGGGCAAGCAACUCAUUGUGUCAGCAGUGGAAGCUGCUCCCUGAAGCUCUCUGACAUCUCACUGCUCACCAGGCUGCAGUCCCAUCCAGACAGGAACCACCUGGAGCCAGCUGGUGCUCACCGAGGGGUUCAGACCUCUCCUUCCAUCUAGAGAGAUGAUCAUCUGAUGAUACAUUGAUGGCGGUCAUCCCCAAAGUCUCAGUGCAGCUUUAAUAACUUCAGAAACAUAAAUGCCACAAACUUACCAGGAACAAAUCAAAUUAUUAUAAAAUUCACAAAGCUACCUUGAAGAUAUUCAUGUUUCUUAUUAAAUUGCAGUACAACCAUCAUACAUCACUUUAGUCAAUUUUUGAGAUUUGCAAAAAUUUGCAUCAGCUGCUUCUCAUAUGACUGAAAAAUUGUAUUUGUAAUUCUAGCCUCAGUAUCAUCCAAGGCAAGAUUUUGAUGCAUAUUUGACAGUUUUGAUGUGAUCCCAAAAGAAAAAGUUUAAUGGAGAUAGAUCAGGUGACCAAGGUGACAGGAAAGAGGAUCUUCUCUACUAUUCCAUCGGUUUGAGAAAGUGUCAUCCAGAAACUGUCAUACAUAAUGCAUAAUGGCCGUCAAAAAGAUAUUAUUUGAAAUUCACAAAAUGAAAUUAGUGUGAAAGCUAUUUAAAGAAUUAAAAUUUCAAAUGAUUUUUAAUAAGUUUGUAGCUUUUAUACUUCUGAAGUUAGUAAAAACUUAAAAUGACACUUAGACUUCUGGGUUAUCCCAUAUAUCACUUUUGAGAUUUUCAAACUGCUUUACAUAAUUGAUCCCCUCUGUAUCUCACAAAAGCCUGUGACAUAGGUACUACCACUGUUGUUUUCCCCAUUUAACAAAUGAAGAAACUGAGACACAGUUUACCUGAGGAACUUGCCCAUUCCUGUAUUGCUAGUAAGCUUAAGAUUCGAGAUUUGAACCUGUUAUCUUGGCUCCAAACCUAACAUGGUAUUCACUGUCCCAUGCUGCCUCCCUUAAACAACAAAAUAGAAAUGGGGCUUAUCGUGACUGCUCUGAUAAAAGAGGAAAUGGAGGCUUGUUAUUACCUAAAAGGAGCAAUGUGAGAGCAAGAGUGAGACUCAAGCUGUGCUCAGGACGGCGACUUCAAAGACUGUACAGUGGCAUUAUGGGGUUUCUAGAUCUCUUCCAUUUCUAGAGUUCAGUCUUCUGAACAGCAUGACCAUAGAAGAGAGGAAGAAAGGUUUAAUUCCUAGCUCUGGUGCUUAUUAGCCUCUCCUGAUUUACCAUGGAAAGUCACUUUCGGUCUCAGUGAAUGAAUGAAUGAAUGAAUGAAAGCAUUUCUUUCAUGCUUUCUGUGUACCAGGCACUAUUGAAAUUUUGAAAAUACAAUUAUAAAAUGCAAGGCAAUCCCUUUAAGGAGCUUACAUACUAAUAGGGCAGAAGCACUGAGUUGUGUUUCCUGUUUCACGGGUAUUAAAUAAGAAUUUGUGUAGGAUAAAGUAUCCACGUGUGAUCUAUGCUGGUGGCAGGAGAGCUCAUGCUGAGAAAACGUUGGAUCCAGUAAGAUAGAUGCAACUCUGCAGGACAAGCAAAAGACUACGGCCAUGGAGAGGAUCCGAAGCAGCCCCUUGCCUUCCCAUCGUGAUGACCUGGAGGCCUUUCCAGACAAGAGACUGGAGACUGUGGACAUUGUGGUGUUGGUGCUCUAUUUCGUGUUCGUCUUAGCUGUAGGACUUUGGUCUAUGUGGAAGACCAAGAGAGACACUGUCCAAGGCUACUUCCUAGCUGGAGGGGACAUGACGUGGUGGCCGGUGGGAGCUUCUCUCUUCGCCAGUAACAUAGGAAGUGGGCAUUUCAUUGGCCUGGCUGGAUCAGGAGCAGCCGUGGGGAUUUCAGUAACAGCUUAUGAGUUCAAUGGUAUCUUUUCAGUGCUGAUGCUGGGCUGGAUCUUCCUUCCUAUUUACAUUGCUGGAGGGGUCACCACCAUGCCUGAAUACUUACGAAAGAGAUUUGGAGGCAAACGGAUUCCCUUGUUUUUGGCUAUUCUCUAUUUGUUCAUCUACAUCUUCACCAAAAUCUCGGUGGACAUGUAUGCAGGAGCCAUCUUUAUCCAGCAAUCCUUACACCUGGACUUGUACAUUGCAGUGGUGGGGCUGCUGGCAAUUACAGCUCUGUACACAGUGGCAGGUGGCCUGGCAGCUGUGAUCUACACAGAUGCUCUGCAGACUGUCAUAAUGCUAGGAGGAGCAUUCACUUUAAUGGGAUACAGUUUUGCUGCAGUUGGUGGUAUGGAAGGGCUGAAGAACAAAUACUUUACAGCUGUGGCCAGCAACAGGAGUGCCAACAACAGCUGCGGAUUGCCUAGAGAUGAUGCUUUCCACAUUUUCCGAGACCCCGUGAAUUCUGAUCUUCCCUGGCCAGGGAUCCUUCUUGGAAUGUCAAUCCCUUCACUUUGGUACUGGUGUACUGAUCAGGUCAUCGUCCAACGGUCCCUGGCUGCCAAAAACCUUUCCCAUGCCAAAGGGGGCUCGCUGAUGGCCGCGUACAUGAAGGUUCUGCCUCUCUUCCUGAUGGUAAUGCCUGGAAUGGUCAGCCGCGUCCUCUUCCCAGAUUUGGUUGCCUGCGCUACCCCUGAGAUCUGCCAGAAAGUCUGUGGCAAUCCUGCUGGAUGCUCUGAUAUCGCAUACCCCAAACUUGUCCUGGAGCUGCUGCCCCUAGGGCUCCGAGGACUGAUGAUGUCCGUGAUGGUGGCUGCUCUGAUGUCCUCCCUCACCUCCAUCUUCAAUAGUUCCAGUACCAUCUUCACCAUGGACCUGUGGCUCCAUUUCCGGCCCAAAUCUUCUGAAUGGGAACUCAUGAUUGUGGGCAGAGUGUUUGUGCUGCUGCUGGUUGUGGUGUCAAUCCUCUGGAUCCCGUUGGUGCAGGCGAGUCAAGGCGGCCAGCUCUUCAUUUAUAUCCAGUCCAUCAGCUCCUACCUGCAGCCUCCGGUGGCCAUCGUUUUCAUCAUGGGCUGUUUCUGGAAGAGAACAAAUGAAAAGGGGGCCUUCUGGGGCCUGCUGGUGGGCCUGUCCAUAGGCAUGAUCCGGCUGGUGCUGGACUUCAUCUACGCGCAGCCUCGCUGUGACGAGCCCGACGAGCGCCCGGCCGUGGUGAGGUACAUCCACUACCUCUACUUCUCCAUGAUCCUGUCCGCCGUCACCCUGGUCACUGUGGUCGCGGUGAGCCGGCUCACCGAGCCGCCCACCGCCGAGAUGGUCACUCGCUUAACCUGGUGCACUCGCCACGAUCCCCUGAUCCAGGAGGAGCAGGUACUAGCGGACCCCUUACCCCCGAGCUUGCCCAAGAACGUGGCCCCAGAGGGCAGCGGCGCAGGGGCCCGCUUCGAGAUCACCCAGGAUACGGCUUCUAAACCCCAAAGCUGUAAUGUUACCACAAAACCAUCCAAAGUAAAGACAGCCAUCAUAUGGCUCUGUGGAAUGGACACCAAGGCUAGCGAGACACCUGUGAAGAAACCUGAACCUAUUGUGGCUUCCUUAGAAGAAAAUACUCUUGUCAGAAGGAUUCUGGACGUCAAUCUGAUCAUUUGUAUUAGCACUGCCAUAUUUCUCUGGGCCUACUUUGCCUAAUGAUGGUAUGGGAGAUGGAAAGCAAAGACUCAGAUGGAUUUCAAGGUUUUAUUCUUCUGACUUUUUAUUUCAUAAAAACAUAACAGUUGGUGGGUUUUUUAAUCUUGUUUUUUUUAAAAAAAAAAACCCUCUAAGGUAAACCUUCAAGACAAAUGAAUCUUAGAUCUGCAUUUUUGUGAGAGAGGAGAUGAAAAGAUAGGAGAAAAACAAACCAUCUUCAUUUCUUGUGAGGUCUGGGUUAGCAGUCUGGAUGCCUUAUAAUCAGCCCGAGUCAGGAUAAGCAAAAGUCCUUGGUAUUUGUUCUUGGUCUUUAGGGGGAGAAGUGAAAGGGAUGGACAAGACUCUGCUAAAGUUCUCCACAACCUCCCUUCUCCUCGUCCUCCUCCAAAGUGACUCUGGCUUGUCUUACUCCACCCCCAGUCCCUCCUACAAUUAUCUGUAUACACCAAAAGAUCGAGCCAGCACAGAAUGGUGAGAAGGGCCAUUUCCCAAGCAUAUGUUAAUAGAAUAUUGUCCAAUAGGUGAUUAACUGUAAGUGCUUGAUUGUCUGAUUCCAGUGCACCUAUUCAGUUUCAACCCUUUGCAAUUUCUAAAGUCCUUUGCUGGAAAAAUGCAUAGUUCAUUGAUUGGAGAGAUUUUAAAUGAUAGAAGAAAAAUCUGUGACUUAUUUGUCCUUUCUGUUAAAAGGUACCCAUAAAUCAGGUGUGAAAUGAGAUGGAGCUUAACCAAGUAAAGGGGUUAGUGAGUCCCAUAUUGUGUUCAUUCUUUACACAUUUUACUUUUAUUUUUUAUGGAGAGGCAGCUGGCAUAAUCUGUAGUGGGCAGGCCUGGGAGCCAAGCAGACUUGAGUACAAGUUUUGCCUGACACAUACUAUGCUAGUUGUUAUUUGGGGUCUGUCACUUAAAAAGCAAUUCUGGGACAAUAAAGUUAGAGAAGAUGGUAAGAAGGGCCCUUCCUCAUCUGGGGAAUCUACCAAUGAAAUUCUAAAUACAGUCCCUAAUAAGAGCUCAACCAGAAAAUCCACUUUUAUUUUUCCCUUCUGUUUUGUUUUCCUCAUAAAUAAAACAGCAUGACCAUGUGGAAAGGAGUAUGAGGAAAGGGAGGAUGGAUUAGAUGAUGCUUUAGUCCUUUUUCCAAUUCUGAUAUUCUCAUACUCUAUGGAUUAUACCAAGGGUCUUCAUUAGUCAGCCUUCUCAACAAGGUGAGCAGAAGGAAAAAAACUGAGACUGUCUUAUAAAGGUUGAAAAAACUAUGGUUGUCAAGCCUGAAAAUUAGGAGACCAAUUUAGCAAUUAUCUAAGGAACUGAUGGAGAAUAGUCUCCACCUGACAACAGCCAGGAAAUAGGGAGUUUAGACAUGCUGUCUUGUCUCCUGACUUCAGAGUCAUUAACCAAGGGAAAUUCCUUCCCACUCCCCCCCCCUCCCAAAAGGGAGGUAUAGGAUAACUUUGGAUGACAAAAAUCCAGUUCUGUUCCCCUACAAAAUAUUUAAUAUAAGAUGGCCUAUCCCUCUACUAUUGGGCUAUAUCCUUAAUUAAUGUAAUGAUUGCCACUACAUUAGUCUGAACACAAAAUUCACUACUUAACUAGCAAAUUCCUUCCUCUUUUUUGUUUUGGAGGGAAGGGGAAUGUCUGUGGUGUGUGUGUGUAUGUGUGCAUGCACACAUGUGCGUGCAAAAAUCCCUUCCUGUUUUUUAAUGACUUUGGAGGGGAGGAAGAAUUGUGUGAGAGUGAGCAUGUCAAUUUAGCAAUUUUCUAGGCUCUAUUCCUCAUGAGAAAGCUUAUAAUAUAUGUCUUAUAAUGUAUAUAAGAAAGCUUAUAAUAUAUGUAUAAACACAUAUUAUGUGUUUAUAUUCACAUUUGUACUGUAUCACUCAGCCCAUGUGUGAUAAAGGGCCUGUUGAGCAGACUUUCUCUUUUUUCUAGUCUCAUUCAUAUGGUAAACAUAUCAUAUAUGUUCUGUGACUUUUAAAAUAAAGUUAUUAACAGCUUACACACCAA